Meleagris gallopavo (turkey) is the source of this 21661-nucleotide messenger RNA. The record is from RefSeq and is a predicted model, not a curated record. NCBI's taxonomy places the organism in Eukaryota, Metazoa, Chordata, Aves, Galliformes, Phasianidae.
UAUUCGCAGUUCACCCACCUUAGCCGCCAUGGGGCUAAGAGCUGCCAGCCUUCUUGUGCUCUGGCUGGCUCUUUCCAAUGCGAGUGAAAUAAGAAAAGGAAGGACAAGAAAUCAUGGCCACUAUGUCUGCAGCACCUGGGGGAACAACCAUUUCAAAACAUUUGAUGGAGAUAUCUAUCAAUUUCCUGGCAUGUGCGAGUAUAACUUUGUUUCUGACUGCCAAGACUCUUACAGAGAGUUCUCUGUCCACAUUCAGCGUGCUCUGAACAGCAAUAAUCACCCUGAGAUCCAAUAUAUCCUGAUAACAAUCACGGAUUUCACCGUGUACCUCAAGCCCAAACUGGCUGUUGUGGAUGGGCGGAUUGUCAAGACACCUUACUACAGCUCUGGUUUGCUCAUUGAGAGCAAUGAUGUUUAUACCAAGGUUUAUGCCAAACUAGGUCUAAUCCUCAUAUGGAAUCAGGAAGAUGCACUGAUGGUGGAGCUGGACAGCAAAUUUGGUAACCAGACAUGUGGUCUUUGUGGGGAUUACAAUGGAGUUCCAAUCUACAAUGAGUUUAUUAGUGGAGUUGCAAGCUACAAUUCAAUUACGUAUGGGAAUUUACAGAAGAUCAGCAAACCCAAUGAUGAAUGUGAAGAUCCUGAUGAAACUCAAGCUCUCCCAAGCUGUAAUGAGCAUCGUGAUGAAUGUGAGAAGUUGCUGACCUCCUCUGCAUUUGCUGAUUGUCACUCACGCCUUAAUCUGGAAAUGUACAUCCAAGCCUGCAUGCAGGACAAAUGUUCAUGUAAAGGAAAUGAGGACUCCUUCUGCCUCUGCAGCACCAUCUCUGAGUAUUCUCGCCAGUGUUCACAUGCAGGUGGCCGGCCGGGUGAAUGGAGGACAGAGAACUUUUGCUACAAGACAUGUCCUGGCAACAUGGUCUAUAGAGAAAGCAGCUCACCCUGCAUGGAUACUUGCUCACACUUGGAAGUCAGCAGCCUUUGUGAGGAACAUUACAUGGAUGGCUGUUUCUGCCCUGAAGGAACUGUGUAUGAUGAUAUCACUGAAAAUGGCUGUGUACCUGUUAGCCAGUGCUACUGCAGACUCCAUGGAAAGGGGUAUUCACCUGGAGAAACCAUUAGCAAUGAGUGUGAGGAAUGCACCUGUGAUUCAGGCAGAUGGACAUGCAAAGAUCUACCCUGUCCAGGCACAUGUUCGGUGGAAGGAGGUUCCCAUAUUACGACCUUUGAUGGGAAGAAAUACACCUUCCAUGGAGACUGUUACUAUGUGUUGGCCAAGAGUGCUGUGAAUAAUACUCAUGCCCUCCUGGCAGAGCUGGCUCCUUGUGGCUCCACAGAUGGACAGACCUGUUUGAAGACUGUUGUGCUGUUAGUAGAUGACAAAAAAAAUGUGGUGGUUUUCAGAUCAGAUGGCAGUGUGUCACUGAAUGAGAUGACAGUGAAUGUACCUCAUGUGUCAGCUAGCUUCUCAGUUUUUAAGCCAUCUUCUUACUACCUCAUUGUACAUACUUCUUUUGGGCUUCAACUGCAGAUUCAGUUGUCUCCAGUCAUGCAGCUGUUUGUGACAAUGGAUCAGUCAGUCCAGGACCUUCAAGGUCUCUGUGGAAAUUUUAAUGGAAUGGAAGGUGAUGACUUUAAAACAACCAGUGGGUUGGUAGAAGCUACAGGAUCUGCCUUUGCUAACACAUGGAAAGCUCAGUCCACCUGUGCAGACCAAGUAGAAAAGCUAGAAGAUCCCUGCAGUCUCAGCAUUGAAAGUGCAAAUUAUGCUGAGCAUUGGUGUUCUUUGCUGAAAAACUCAGAGGGCCCAUUUGCAAGAUGUCACUCAGUCAUUGAUCCUGCAGAAUACUAUAAGAGAUGUAAAUAUGACACCUGUCUCUGCAAGGACAGUGAGGAGUGCUUGUGUGCUGCCCUGUCCUCUUAUUCAAGAGCUUGUGCUUUCAAAGGGAUCGUACUGGGUGGCUGGAGACAAAGUGUCUGCUCUGAUGAAGUGUCUGCUUGCCCAGGAAAUCAAGUCUUCCUCUACAAUCUUACAAUGUGCCAGCAAACCUGUCGUUCCAUUGCUGAUGGUGAAAAGUACUGCUUGCAAGACUUUGCUCCUGUGGAUGGCUGUGGCUGCCCAGAUAAUACAUACUUGGAUAAUCAGGAUACGUGUGUGCCCAUCUCCAAAUGCCCAUGCUAUUACAAGGGGUCGUAUCUGGAACCUGGGGAUUACGUUACAAAGGAUGGAGAGCGUUGUGUUUGCCGAAAUGCGAAGGUCCAGUGUACUUCAGUGACAAUGAGAAUGAAAAGUAUAACAGAAUGUCCUUCAAACAAAACCUACUUUGAUUGCAACGCAUCCCCAGACUGGACUUCACGGACACCCGUGCAACUUCGCUGUGGUACUUCUCAAACUGAUCUUUAUCAAAGUGAAUGUGUCUCAGGCUGCGUGUGUCCUGAAGGUCUGUUUGAUGAUGGUAGAGGGGGCUGUGUUGUGGAAGAGGACUGCCCAUGUAUUCAUAACAGCGACUGGUAUAACCACGGACAGAGCAUAACAGUGGACUGCAACACCUGCACCUGCCAGAAAGGUAUCUGGAGCUGCACUGAAAAUGUGUGCUAUGGGACUUGCAUGAUAUAUGGAAGUGGCCAUUAUAUCACCUUUGAUGGAAAAUUCUAUGACUUUGAUGGAAGUUGUGAAUAUGUGGCUACUCAGGAUUAUUGUGGUGACAAAAAUUCUGGUGGCUCAUUCAGUAUCAUCACAGAGAAUGUCCCUUGUGGAACUACAGGAGUCACCUGCUCAAAGGCCAUUAAAAUGUUUAUAGGGAAAACUGAACUAAAGUUGGAGAACAAGGAUUAUAAAGAAAUUCAGCGAGAUGUUGGUGAUGAUGUGUAUUACCAGAACAAGACAGUAGGUCUCUACCUUGUUAUUGAAGCUAGCAAUGGUGUGAUGCUUAUCUGGGAUAAGAAGACCACUGUUUUCAUCAAACUGACUCCUGACUAUAAAGGGAAAGUGUGUGGUCUGUGUGGCAACUUUGAUGGUAAGUCCAACAAUGACUUUACAAGCAGGAGUGGGCUACAAGAGACAAGUGCUUUGGAGUUUGGGAAUUCCUGGAAGCAGUCAUCUGUGUGCCCUGAUGUCACAGAAGAGAUUAAACCCUGUGAUCUGAAACCACAUCGCAAGCCCUGGGCAGAGAAAGAAUGCAGCCUUAUCCUGAGUGAAAUCUUUAAAAUUUGUCAUUCCAAGGUGAACCCAUCUCCUUUCUAUGAUGCUUGUGUUCAUGAUGCCUGCUCUUGUGACAGCGGUGGAGAUUGUGAUUGCUUCUGUUCUGCUGUUGCUGCAUAUGCACAAGAAUGUACCAAAGCUCAGGCCUGUGUUUUCUGGAGAAGUCCUGAUAUAUGCCCAAUAUUUUGUGACUACUAUAACCCUCGUAAUGAGUGUGAAUGGCACUAUGAACCUUGUGGCAGCAAUGUCAUGACCUGCAGAAUGAUUUAUAAUGUCAGCACCAACUUCUCAGUUCCAUACCUGGAAGGUUGCUACCCCAGAUGCCCUCAUGAAAAGCCCAUUUAUAAUGAAGAGACAAAAGAAUGUGUGGCUGCAGAUGAAUGCUGGUGUUACCACAACGGUAAUCCUGUUAUCAUUGGUGGAGAAAUACCAACAGAAGAGAACUGUACAAAAUGUAUCUGUCGCCCCUCAGGAUCCAUUGAGUGUACACCAAUUCCAGGUUGUCCUUGUGUUAUCAAUGGAACAAGUUAUGAUGUAGGAGAAACUGUUGCAACAGUAAAGGAUGGCGACAUAUGCACAAUAUAUGUUUGUGCAGAAAAUGGAUCUGUAAUUCUUGGAGGUUCUUAUCCUUGUCCAUUAACUACCUCACCUUCAACCAUUACAACCUCUCCUGGUACAAAUACUAUUACUACCAUAGUUACCACAAGUCCUCCAGUAUCUACAACUCCAUGCCUUGGAUUAAUCUGUGAUUGGUCUGAAUGGUUUGAUGUUAGUAACCCUGAAGAAGAUGGUGGUGACUAUGAAACCUAUGAAGAAAUAAGAAAAGAACAUGGAAACAAAAUAUGUGCAGCUCCUGAAAAUAUUGAAUGCAGGGCUAAAGACAGUCCUGAUAAAACCUUAGAGGAACUUGGCCAAAAAGUGGAAUGUAAUGUUACAUAUGGACUCAUCUGUAAAAAUGAGGAGCAAGAUGCAAGUAUCUGGCAUCUUUGCUAUAAUUAUGAAAUCAGGGUAAACUGUUGUGAGUGGCAUGAAUUUCCUUGUGAGACUGCAAGUACACCGAGUUCAAUACCAACUGCAUCUUCAGUCACCACUGGAACAACUGUGCCCACUACUACAAUCCGGCAGUCAACGACAAUUACCACCAUACCAACACCCACUGCAACUACCACAAGCCAACCCACACCUUCAGUAACCACACCAAUAACUUCAGCCUCCACAGUGUCAACAACUGCUCCCACACCAACUCCAUCAGAGUCUCCAACCAGUACUGCCACCACGACACCCUUCAGCAGCAGCACCCAGGGAACUACUCCGACUGUUCCUGGCAUAUCCUCAACCACUCCGACAGUUACAAGCACACUCUCACCACCAAUAGUAACUCAAACCCACUCUCCUCCACCUUCACUACCAGUGACAAAUUGUGAAUGCAUCUGGACAGACUGGAUUGAUUUGAGUCAACCAAAUAGAUCUGAUGUGAACAGUGGAGACUAUGAAACCAUUGACAAAAUAAACAACUCCUCCUUGGUAUGCGUGAAAGCUGAGAAUAUUUCAUGCAGAGCGAAGGAUUACCCUAACAUUUCCCUUGAAGAGUUAGGACAGAAGGUUGAAUGCAAUGUAAACACAGGGCUUAUCUGUAACAAUAAGGAUCAAGAAAACAACAGCAACAUCUCAUACUGCCAUAACUAUGAGGUCAGCAUCUGCUGCACACCAAAUAAACCAGAAUGUCUACCAACACCGGAAUUUACCACGGCAAUCAGCACAACACUGUCACACUCAACCACUACAACCAUAGUUUUCACUUCAACUGUGUCAAGCACAACUGCCCCACCAACAACAACCGGGUCUGCCCCCACUACCACCUCUGGCACAACGCUCUCCAGCAGCACCACCAGCAGCACCGUGAGCACCACGCCUGUUACUGUCACGACCUCAUCCGGCCCGACUUCAGUCAGCACAUCCACACCCACGCCAACACCCACUACCACCUCCCUAACAACUCUACCCACGACAAUGGAAGGUCCCACUUCGCAGAGAACCACGAGUACAAGUGUGUCGAGUACCAGCGUGUCAAGUAGCAGUGCCCCGCCAACAACAACCGGGUCUGCCCCCACUACCACCUCUGGCACAACGCUCUCCAGCAGCACUACCGGCAGCACCGUGAGCACCACGCCUAUUACUGUCACGACCUCGUCCGGCCCGACUUCAGUCAGCACAUCCACACCCACGCCAACACCCACCACCUCCGUAACACCUCCACCCACGACAACGGAAGGUCCCACUUCGCAGAGCACCACGAGUACAAGUGUGUCGAGUACCAGCGUGUCAAGUAGCAGUGCCCCGCCAACAACAACCGGGUCUGCCCCCACUACCACCUCUGGCACAACGCUCUCCAGCAGCACUACCGGCAGCACCGUGAGCACCACGCCUGUUACUGUCACGACCUCAUCCGGCCCGACUUCAGUCAGCACAUCCACACCCACGCCAACACCCACCACCUCCGUAACACCUCCACCCACGACAACGGAAGGUCCCACUUCGCAGAGCACCACGAGUACAAGUGUGUCGAGUACCAGCGUGUCAAGUAGCAGUGCCCCGCCAACAACAACCGGGUCUGCCCCCACUACCACCUCUGGCACAACGCUCUCCAGCAGCACCACCAGCAGCACCGUGAGCACCACGCCUGUUACUGUCACGACCUCAUCCGGCCCGACUUCAGUCAGCACAUCCACACCCACGCCAACACCCACCACCUCUGUAACACCUCCACCCACGACAACGGAAGGAACAUCUUCGUACAGCACUACAAUUCUUACAGGUUCUUCUAGCACCGAAAGUACAACCACUGUGUCUGAGAGCUCUUCGACAACCUCAGUUUCUACACCCAUUAGCACACAAAGUACAGGAGCAUCCUCUCCAUUGUUGACUCCAUCUGGCAGUAUGUCACCACCUUCAGUUUCAACAGUCCCAUCAACAGUCACUACAUCUGGAACAACUCCUACGAAGCCUUUUACCACCACUUCAGGAACAACCUCUAGUUCUUUUAGUACUGUCACUGCAACCACCAUUACCACCUCGGAAAUUGUUUCCUCUGGUUCAGCCAGUACUUCUGGGACAACUCCUAUAUCAAGUACAGUCACCGUUUCAGGAAGCUCUACAUAUAGCACAGUUACUACACUCAGUACUUUAAGUUCAACUGCCAGUCCCAGCUCUAAUUGUACAAUUUCGCCUAAUGAAACUUACGCGCCAGGUGAAUCGUGGUGGCUGUGUAACUGCAUCCAGGCUAUAUGUGUAGAAAACAAUACUGUUGUGAUUGUUCCAGUAAUCUGUGAGCCACCUCCUAAACCCACCUGUUCCAAUGGGCUCGCUCCUGUGCAAGUCAUUGAUGAUGAUCAGUGCUGUUGGCAUUGGGAGUGUGAUUGUUACUGCACUGGCUGGGGAGACCCACAUUAUUUGACUUUUGAUGGACUGUACUACAGCUAUCAAGGGAAUUGCACAUAUGUUCUUGUGGAAGAGAUUGAAAAAACAGUUGACAACUUUGGUGUCUACAUCGAUAACUACCAUUGUGACGCACGGGAUGUAGUUUCCUGUCCACGAGCACUCAUUGUGAGACAUGAGACUCAGGAAGUGCGCAUUGUAACAGUGAAACCAAAUACCCUGGAAGUAGAGGUGACUGUAAACAAACAGGCUGUGGCUUUGCCUUAUAAGAAAUUUGGCUUGAAGAUCUAUGAAUCAGGCAUAAAUCGUGUAGUGGAAAUUCCUGAGCUUAAAAUGAAUGUGACCUUCAAUGGCUUGUCAUUUUCUAUCAGAAUGCCCUACAGCCUGUUUGGAAACAACACUCAAGGACAGUGUGGCACUUGCAAUAACAACAUGGCAGAUGACUGCAGGUUGCCAAAUGGAAAUAUUGCAGAAAACUGUGAAACCAUGGCAGAUCAUUGGCAAGUUGUUGAUCCGUCCAAACCACAGUGUUCUCCAGGCCUAGUUCCUACAAAAGCACCUAGCACAACAACAGGACAGCCUUGCAAAGAAUCUUCCCUCUGUGAGCUUCUUUGGGGAAGUGUGUUUGAGAAGUGCCAUCAAGUUGUUAAGCCUGAUAAGUACUAUGCAGCUUGCGUUUUUGAUAGCUGUAUGCUUCCCGACUUAGACCUGGAAUGCUCAAGUCUGCAGAUCUAUGCAGCUGUCUGUGCCGAUCAAAACGUCUGCAUUGACUGGAGAAGUCAUACCAAUGGUGUUUGCUCUUAUGAAUGUCCCAAACAUAAAGAGUAUAGAGCAUGUGGUCCUAUUCAAGAGACAACCUGCAAGUCAAGUCCACAUAAUGAAACUUCAGUUAAACAAGUGGAAGGCUGUUUCUGUCCUAAUGGUACAAUGCUGUAUGACUCUGGUGUGGAUGUCUGUGUAAAUACCUGCGGCUGUGUUGGAUUGGAUAUGAUACCAAGAGAGUUUGGAGAAAAGUUUAUAGCAGACUGCCAGGACUGUGUUUGCCUGGAAGGUGGAAAUGGCAUUGUAUGUGAACCUCACAAAUGUCCUGAACAAAAUAAGAGGAGUUGUUCUGGGAAAGGCUUCUAUGAAGUCACUGAAGUCAACUCUGAAGAUCCCUGCUGCCCCAUUGUCACUUGCAAAUGCAACACAAGUUUGUGCACAACCAAACCCCCCAAGUGUACGCUGGGAUUUGAAGUUCAGUCUUAUAUUCCCAGUGAUGAGUGCUGUCCUGUGUACCAGUGUGUUCCCAAGAAUGUCUGUGUACAUCAGAAUGCUGAAUUCUUGCCUAAUUCCUCAGUCUUUGUUGAUAAGUGUCACGAUUGCUUCUGCACUAAUGACGUUAACAUCAGCACUCAACUGAAUGUCAUCUCCUGUGAACAUAUUCCAUGCAACACAUACUGUGAACCAGGAUAUGAACGGAAACAAGUAGAAGGUGAAUGUUGUGGCAAAUGUGUGCAGACAAAAUGUAUUAUACAUACAUCACACGGUUCCAGUCUCAUAUUGAAUCCUGGAGAGUUUACAAAUGAUCCUUACAACAACUGCACCAUUUACAGUUGUACAAGUCUCAAGAACCAGCUUUUCUCUUCCACAUCUGAAAUUACAUGUCCUGCAUUCAGUGAGGAGAGCUGCAAACCUGGAACUGUUACAUUCUUACCUAACGGUUGCUGCAAAACCUGUGUACCUUUGGAUAGCCCCACACCAUGCUCUGUCCGUGAGAGAAAAGACUUUAUUGUCUAUAAGAACUGCCGUUCCCUGGAGAGAGUUGUCCUGACUGAAUGUGAAGGAACAUGUGGAACUUUUUCACUGUACUCUGUUGAGGCCAGUUCUAUGGAGCACAGUUGUUCCUGCUGCAAGGAAGUAGAAACUAGCAUGAAGGAAGUGGAACUGAAAUGUCCCUCUGGGGGGUCAAUUACACAUAAAUAUGUGUAUGUGGAAAGCUGUGGCUGUCAGGACACUCAGUGCACAGUCCCAGAAUCUAGUGAGUCUCAGAGCACAGAAGAAAAUGAUGAGAGCGCUCGAAAUCAUAGGAGAAGAGCCAUCAGCUUAACAUCAAAACUGGACCUGGAAGAAACAUAUAAAGAGAAAAUAUGCGGUCUAUGUGGGAACUAUGAUGGCAAUAAGAAGAAUGAUUUAAUUUUGGAUGAUCCCUCAGAGGAGUGUCCUGAGACUAUGGUUUAUAACUAUAGCGUGAAGUACUGCAACCAGUCUUGCCGCUCGCUUGAUGAAGCUGAUCCGCUGUGUAAAGUUCAGAUUGCUCCUAUGGAGGGCUGUGGUUGCCCUGAAGGGACCUACCUCAAUGAUGAGGAGGAAUGUGUGACUCCCGAUGACUGUCCCUGCUACUACAAAGGCAAGAUUGUUCAGCCUGGCAACUCUUUUCAGGAAGACAAGCUGUUGUGCACCUGUAACAAAAGGCAGUGGAACUGCACAGACAAUCCCUGCAAAGGAACCUGCACUGUGUAUGGCAACGGGCACUACAUGAGCUUUGAUGGGGAGAAGUUUGAUUUCCUGGGAGACUGUGACUAUAUCCUAGCUCAGAGCAGUGAAAUCAGGCUUUUAGAAGGACGAAUUCAGGAGAUAGCCACUGAUCCAGGAGCUGAGAAGAAUUAUAAGGUGGAUCUCAGAGGAGGUUAUAUUGUGAUUGAAACAACUCAAGGGAUGAGCUUCAUGUGGGACCAGAAGACAACAGUUAUUGUUCAUGUGACACCAUCUUUCCAGUUUAUUUCUGUCAAAGAGUGGGCUACAUUUAAAAUAACCAAACCACUUACUGCGCCUACACAUAUUACUCAGGGAAAAGUCUGUGGCCUUUGUGGGGACUUUGAUGGCCGCUCAAGGAAUGACUUCACAACCAGAGGGCAGUCUGUGGAGAUGAGCAUUCAGGAGUUUGGAAACAGCUGGAAAAUAACAAGCACCUGCUCCAAUAUCAACAUGACGGACCUGUGUGCUGAUCAGCCUUUCAAAUCUGCCUUGGGACAGAAGCACUGCAGCAUCAUUAAGAGUAGUGUCUUUGAAGCGUGCCACAGUAAGGUGAAUCCAAUACCGUAUUAUGAAUCUUGUGUUUCUGACUUCUGUGGCUGUGACAGUGUGGGAGACUGUGAGUGCUUUUGUACCUCGGUGGCUGCUUAUGCAAGAAGCUGUAGCACAGCUGGUGUCUGUAUCAACUGGAGAACGCCAGCCAUCUGCCGAGAAAAUGUUUCUCUGCCAAUGAAUAUAUCAGGUCAUUGUGCUUACUCCAUUUGCAAUGCAUCAUGCCAGAUUGAAUUAAUCUGGGCAGAGUGUAAAGUCUUUCAAACUGAGGCCCUUGAGACCUGUGAACCAAACUCUGAAGCCUGUCCACCAACAGCUGCUCCCAGUGCAACAAGCCUAGUUCCUGCUACUACGCUGGUUCCUGUGAGCGACUGUCUUGGGCUCAUUCCUCCCAGAAAGGUUUUCUUUAAUGAUAAGAAAGUUGUUCCAGACAUUUCCAAGAAUGGUAUCAGGAUAACCAGUUCUGGCCUUUACAUUAUAGUUGAAAUACCUGAGUUGGAAGUUUAUGUCUCUUACAGUCGACUUGCAUUUUACAUAAAGCUCCCUUUUGGAAAGUAUUAUAACAAUACCAUGGGACUGUGUGGUACAUGUACCAACCAGAAAUCUGAUGAUGCUAGGAAGAGGAAUGGUGAGGUCAUUGAGUCCUUCAAAAAGAUGGCAUUGGAUUGGAAAGUCCCAGUUUCUACCAACAGAUACUGUAAUCCAGGCAUCUCAGAACCAGCUAAGAUUGAAAAUUAUCAGCACUGUGAGCCUUCUGAACUGUGUAAAGUCAUCUGGAACCUGACUGAGUGCCACCACGUGGUCCCCCCGCAGCCCUACUAUGAGGCGUGUGUGGCCAGCAGGUGCUCGCAGCAGCGCCCCAGCACUGAGUGCCAGAGCAUGCAGACAUACGCAGCAUUGUGCGGGCUCCACGGGGUCUGUGUGGACUGGAGAGGGCAGACGAGGGGGCAGUGCGGUUGCACUGCACAAGAUGGAUCGGUGAAACAGCCUGGAGCAGUGGUGCCAAAAAGCUCUUGUGAAGACUGUGUGUGCACAGAUGAGCAGGAUGCUGUGACGCAAACCAACCGCAUCCAGUGCAUCCCAGUGAAAUGCCAAACCACCUGCCAGCAGGGUUUCCGCUACGUGGAAAAGGAGGGUCAGUGCUGCAGCCAGUGUCAGCAAGUGGCUUGUGUGGCAAACUUUCCAUUUGGCAGUGUGACCAUUGAGGUUGGAAAGAGUUAUAAAGCACCAUAUGAUAACUGUACUCAGUACACAUGCACUGAAUCAGGGGGCCAGUUCUCCUUGACUAGUACAGUAAAAGUCUGCCUACCAUUUGAGGAAUCAAACUGUGUCCCAUUUCUACCGGACUUCCAGAAGAUGGGCACAGGUAGUGGGACACAAAUACCACUAUGGAUAUCAAUACUAGCACUUGCCUACAUACAGAUCAAAGUUCAAGCUCAGGGCAAUGAGCAACAAUCACAAUCGAACUAUGACUCUCCACCAUUCCUGCAGCGACAAAAUAAUCUUUCUCCAGUUUCCAAAUCCCAUGGAGUGACGUUCAUCCCACCUCUUCAAAACACACUGAAAGUAAAGGCUGGCAACCCCUCUCACAAUGGCCGUGUAUGCAGUACAUGGGGUAACUUCCACUUCAAGAACUUCGAUGGGGACAUCUUUUACUUCCCUGGGGUCUGCAAUUACAUCUUUGCAUCCAACUGCAAAUCUCCCUAUGAGGACUUCAAUAUCCAGAUUAGGCGCACCAUUGUGGAAAAUGCUACCGUGAUCACUCACGUCAUCAUGAGGCUGGAAGGAGCAGUGGUUGAAUUGACCCGCGCCUCUGUCCUGGUCAAUGGCAAACAGAUUCAGAUGCCCUACAGCCAUAUGGGAGUCUUGAUAGAGAGAAGCAACAACUAUUUGAAAGUUUCUGCCAAGUUAGGACUGAUCUUCCUCUGGAAUGAAGAGGAUGCCCUCCUGGUGGAACUAGAUAAGAAAUAUGCCAACCAAACUUGUGGACUCUGUGGGGACUUCAAUGGAAUUCCAACUAACAAUGAGUUUAUUUCACAGAAUGCAAAACUGACUGCUGUGCAGUUUGGGAAUAGGCAGAAGAUAGAUGGACCCACAGAGCAGUGUGAUGAUCCUAUUCCUUCCGCUGUUCUGAUGAACUGCUCAUCUGAAUUUGCUUCUAUCUGCAAGACAGUAUUAACCAGUGAAGCAUUCACAAGCUGUAAUGCACUUGUGGAUGUUCAGGACUACAUUGAAACUUGCAUACAAGACCUAUGCCACUGUGAUAGUUCUAUGGCCGACUUCUGCAUGUGCAACACCUUUGCUGAAUACUCCCGGCAGUGUGCCCAUGCAGGUGGACAACCUCUGAACUGGAGAACCUCAGAAUUAUGUCCCAAGUCAUGUCCUUUCAACAUGCAACACCAGGAGUGUGGCUCCCCCUGCUCCGACACCUGCAGCAACCCCGAACGAUCUGCACUUUGUGAAGAUCAUUGUACAGAUGGCUGCACCUGUCCUCCAGGAAUGGUGUUUGAUGACAUUAAUGGUGCUGGCUGUAUUCCCCGUAAGGAAUGCCACUGUACCUAUGAAGGCGAAACUUAUGCUCCUGGUACCUCCUUCUCAUCUAAAUGCAGAUCAUGUACUUGUGCUGGGGGUGAAUGGACUUGUGUCAGCCAGUCAUGUCCAGGGACUUGCAGCAUUGAAGGAGGCUCCCACAUUACAACAUUUGAUGAAAAAUAUUAUUCCUUCUAUGGAGAUUGUAGCUAUGUCCUAACCAAGCUCUGUGACAGCAAUGAUUUCACUGUUCUGGGUGACAUCCACAAGUGUGGUCUCACUGACACUGAGACUUGCCUCAAGGGCGUAGCCAUCAGUCUAAACGGAGGACAAACUAACAUUGUGAUCCAGCCUUCUGGCAGUGUGUUUGUGAAUAUGAUCUACACACAGCUGCCCUUCUCUGCAGCAAAUGUCACGAUCUUUAGACCAUCAUCAUUCUUCAUCAUUUUACAAACAACUUUUGGUCUUCAGCUGCAGAUUCAAAUUGUACCUCUCAUGCAACUUUUUAUAAACUUAGAUCCAUCACAGAAAGGGCAGACCUGUGGUCUCUGUGGAAACUUCAAUGACAUCCAGACAGAUGACUUCAGAACCACAAGUGGUGUAAUAGAGGGUACUUCAGCUGCCUUUGGCAAUACUUGGAAAACUCAGGCUGAUUGUCCUGAUGCCAAAAUUACCUUUGAGAACCCCUGCACUCUCAGCAUAGAAAAUGAUAAGUAUGCUCAGCACUGGUGUGGCUUGCUCUCUGAUACCAUGGGACCUUUUGCAGAAUGUCACUCAACAGUGAAUCCAGAAGUUUACCAGAAGAACUGCAUGUUUGAUACAUGUAACUGUGAGAGUACUGAGGACUGCAUGUGUGCUGCCCUUUCCAGCUAUGUCAGAGCCUGUGCUGCUAAAGGAAUACUCCUCAAUGGAUGGAGGAACAAAGUCUGCACAAAAUACACCAACACGUGUCCAAAAUCCUUGGAGUACACUUAUAAUGUUGAUUCCUGUCAACCUACUUGUCGUUCUCUGAGUGAGCCUGAUGUCACAUGCAACAUCAAGUUUGUCCCAGUUGAUGGCUGCACCUGUGUAAAUGGAACCUACAUGGAUGAAAGUGGCAAAUGUGUGCCUGCUUCUAGCUGUCCUUGUUACUACAAAGGAAUGCCUCUGUCUACUGGGGAAGUUAUUCACGAUAAUGGCAUUGUCUGCACUUGCAGUUAUGGAAAGCUGAGCUGCAUUGGAGAGAAACCACCACCAGUCUGUGCACCUCCCAUGGUCUAUGUUGACUGUGGCAAUGCCACUGCAGGUGUCAUAGGAGCAGAGUGCCAGAAGAGUUGUCAGACUUUAGACAUGGAAUGUUACAACACCCACUGUGUCUCUGGCUGCAUAUGUCCUCCUAAUUACGUAUUAGAUGGCAAAGGUGGCUGCAUAGUUGCUGAAGAGUGCCCAUGUGUUCACAAUGGGGAUUCCUACCGUCCAGGAGAAUCAAUCAGAGUUGGCUGUAACAACUGCACGUGUAGAAACAGAAAGUGGCACUGCUCUGAGGAACCUUGCCUAGAAACCUGUUCAGUUUACGGAGAUGGGCAUUAUACCACCUUUGAUGGCAAACGUUUUGAUUUUGAAGGAGACUGUGAAUAUGUUCUAAUCCAGAACUACUGUGGCAGAAAAGGUUUGAAUCAGGGAACUUUCAGAGUAAUCACUGAGAACAUUCCAUGUGGCACAACAGGAACCACCUGCUCCAAGUCUAUUAAAGUUUUCCUGGAGAACUACGAACUGGUACUCAGUGAUGGACAUUCUGAUGUCAUCCAGAGGUCACCCGGAGGAGAAAUGCCAUUCCAAAUUCGUUCCAUGGGCAUCUACAUGGUUGUAGACACUACUGUUGGUCUGAUACUCAUGUGGGACAAGAAAACCAGUAUAUUCAUCAAACUUAGUCCCAGCUUUCAGGGACAUGUCUGUGGCCUUUGUGGAAACUAUGAUGGCAAUGGAAACAAUGACUUCACUACACGCAGUCAGUCUGUGGUAGGAAAUGUGCUGGAGUUUGCCAAUAGCUGGAAAGUGUCUUCUACUUGCCCAAAUGCCAAUCAAACCAAAGAUCCAUGCACCGCAAACCCAUACAGGAAAUCCUGGGCACAGAAGCAAUGCAGCAUCAUUACCAGUGAAGUAUUUGCAAAGUGUCACUCCCAGGUUGAACCGAAUGAGUAUUAUCAAGCAUGUGUGGAUGAUGCUUGUGCUUGUGACACUGGAGGAGACUGUGAAUGUUUCUGUACAGCAGUAGCUGCCUAUGCUCAAGCAUGCAAUGAGCUGGACAUCUGCAUUUCAUGGAGAACCCCAUCCAUUUGUCCUCUGUUCUGCGAUUACUACAAUCCACAGGGGGAAUGUGAGUGGCACUACAAGCCCUGUGGAGCCCCUUGUAUGAAGACCUGUAACAAUCCAAGUGGGAAGUGUCUUCAUGAGUUGAGAGGUUUGGAAGGCUGUUAUCCACACUGCCCUAAGAAUAAGCCCUAUUUUGAUGAAGAAACCAUGGCUUGUGUUUCUAAUUGUGGUUGCCAUGAGAAUGGAAAACAUUACAAGCCAGGAAUGCAGAUGCCUUCAAAACAGAACUGCCAAGCAUGUGAAUGCACAAACCAUGGCAAAAUAUGCAAAUACGAUGAACAUGAAUGUGUCUGCGUUUAUGAAGGACGGACAUAUAACUAUAUGGAUGUGAUCUACAAUACUACAGAUGGCAUAGGAGGCUGUAUUGUUGCAACCUGUGGUCCCAAUGGAACACUUCAAAGAGUUGUGUAUGACUGCCCAAUCUCAAUAUCACCCACAAUACCAUUUCAGUUCAGCACUACACCGCCUGCCACUGCUUCCACAGUUACAUCAUCACCAACGACAUCGGUAUGUGUUCAUGAAGUCUGUCAGUGGUCAGAAUGGUAUGAUGGAAGUCCACUAAUACCUGGAUUUGACGGUGGAGAUUUUGAAACUUUCAGUGAUUUGAGAGCUAAGGGUUAUGAAGUCUGUAGAGCUCCAAAGGCAGUUCAAUGCAGGGCAGAGAAAUUUCCUAACAUACCACUGAAGGAACUCGGCCAAAGUGUAGAAUGUAAUACAAAAGCUGGGCUUAUAUGUUACAACAGAGAUCAAAUUUCAACUAUGUGCUACAAUUAUGAAAUCAGAAUCUUAUGUUGUGUUUUUGUACCAUGCUCUUCCACUUCAUCCAUCACAACACACAGCCCAGUUCCAGAAAUGACAACCACAACAUCAAGUACGAUUACCACAACUUCAUCUACAACCACAGCAACAGGAACUCCUACUGUCACAAGCACUUCUUCGGAAACAGCAAGUACCUCCCCAGAGACUAUCAAUACAACACCUUGCCAACCAAAGUGCAAAUGGUCCAAAUGGUAUGAUGUCCAUUUCCCAACACUGCACAACAAAGGAGAUUAUGAAACCUACCAGGACAUUAGAUCUGCUGGAAAAGCAAUCUGCAGAAACCCUGAAAAAAUACAAUGCAGAGCAGAGAAAUAUCCACAUAAAUCUAUUGAAGAAAUAGGCCAGGUUGUCCACUGCAAUGUAACGUACGGACUUAUCUGCAGAAAUGAAGAUCAAAAAGGAGAACUGCAUAUCUGUCUUAAUUAUCAGGUAAAAGUAUUCUGUUGUGAUGACUACAGCCAUUGCCAAUCAAGCGUGACACCUACGGUACCAGAGGAAAUUACUACAACCACUAUACAAUCACCAGUUACUACAACCUCAGAAACGUCAACAUCUGCAACUAAAAUAACAUCACCAAUCACCAUAUCUCCUUCAACAGCAGCAAUCUGUGCAAAAGAAGAAUGUGACUGGUCAAUUUGGUAUGAUGUCAGCUAUCCAGAAUCAGGAUACAAUGAUGGAGACUUUGAUACAAUUCAGAAUAUAAGAAAACAGGGAUAUAAAGUUUGUGCUAACAGAAAGGCUGUUGAAUGCAGAGCGGUAAGAUUCCCUAAUACACCAUAUGAACUCCUGGAACAACAUAUUACAUGCAACGCUGAAGAAGGUUUAAUAUGCUAUAAUAAAGACCAGCUACCACCAAUCUGCUACAACUACGAAGUAAGAUUUAAAUGCUGUAAAAAUGUAACAGUACCAUGCCAAACAACACAAACACCGUAUUCAACUACAGAAACACAAGCAAGAACAAUUUCAACAACAAAAACUACACCAUAUACAAAAGUAUCAACAACACAAUACACACCACAGAUACAAACAAAACAUAAGACAACUACGACAGAAACAAUACCACCAAGAACAGAAAAUAUCCAUAGCGAAACAACAACACCACCAAAACAAAUCAUACAAACAGAAACACAGACAACAAAGAAAACAGCUAUACCGACAGUCACAAUCACAACCAGCAGCACUACGCCCUCCACAACAAUGGAACUUUGCACCAGCACCACAUCCUCCACAAUGACCCCUACUCUCAUCUCCUCUACCAGCUCCCCUUCCACAACGCAACACGCGACCACCUGCGACCUUGAACUGUGCUCCUGGACGGACUGGUUUGACGUUGACUUCCCCUCCUCGGGGACAAGCCAGGGAGACUUCGAAACCUACCAGCACAUCCGCGCUGCCGGGAAGGAAGUCUGUCAGCAGCCCAAACAAAUUGAGUGCCAGGCCGAGGACUACCCCGACAUUUCCAUCGAACAAGUCGGACAGGUUGUGCAGUGUGACGUUCACUACGGACUGGUGUGCAAGAACCAGGACCAGCGCGGCAGUUUCAAGAUGUGCCUCAACUACAGGAUCCGUGUCCUCUGCUGCCGGCCUAACCCCAACUGCGUACAGACCAUCACUCCUACCACCAGUCCCACCACCACCAUCUCCGCAAGCACCUCCUCCCCUACACCCUUCAUCACAGUCACAACCUCCACCUCCACCGCUACGACCUCCACAACCGGAACAACACCAACAACCAGCACCAGCACCCUCUCGCCGACUCCUACUCCCAUCUCCUCUUCCAGCUCCCCUUCCACCACGCAGCACGUGACCACCUGCGACCUUGAACUGUGCUCCUGGACGGACUGGUUUGACGUUGACUUCCCCUCCUCGGGGACAAGCCAGGGAGACUUCGAAACCUACCAGCACAUCCGUGCUGCCGGGAAGGAAGUCUGUCAGCAGCCCAAGCAAAUUGAGUGCCAGGCCGAGGACUACCCUGACAUUUCCAUCGAACAAGUCGGACAGGUUGUGCAGUGUGACGUUCACUACGGACUGGUGUGCAAGAACCAGGACCAGCGCGGCAGUUUCAAGAUGUGCCUCAACUACAGGAUCCGUGUCCUCUGCUGCCGGCCUAACCCCAACUGCGUACAGACCAUCACUCCUACCACCAGUCCCACCACCACCAUCUCCGCAAGCACCUCCUCCCCUACACCCUUCAUCACAGUCACAACCUCCACCUCCACCGCUACGACCUCCACAACCGGAACAACACCAACAACCAGCACCAGCACCCUCUCGCCGACUCCUACUCCCAUCUCCUCUUCCAGCUCCCCUUCCACCACGCAGCACGUGACCACCUGCGACCUUGAACUGUGCUCCUGGACGGACUGGUUUGACGUUGACUUCCCCUCCUCGGGGACAAGCCAGGGAGACUUCGAAACCUACCACCAACUGCGUACAGACCAUCACUCCUACCACCAGUCCCACCACCACCAUCUCCGCAAGCACCUCCUCCCCUACACCCUUCAUCACAGUCACAACCUCCACCUCCACCGCUACGACCUCCACAACCGGAACAACACCAACAACCAGCACCAGCACCCUCUCGCCGACUCCUACUCCCAUCUCCUCUUCCAGCUCCCCUUCACCACGCAGCACGUGACCACCUGUGACCUUGAACUGUGCUCCUGGACGGACUGGUUUGACGUUGACUUCCCCUCCUCGGGGACAAGCCAGGGAGACUUCGAAACCUACCAGCACAUCCGCGCUGCCGGGAAGGAAGUCUGUCAGCAGCCCAAACAAAUUGAGUGCCAGGCCGAGGACUACCCUGACAUUUCCAUCGAACAAGUCGGACAGGUUGUGCAGUGUGACGUUCACUACGGACUGGUGUGCAAGAACCAGGACCAGCGCGGCAGUUUCAAGAUGUGCCUCAACUACAGGAUCCGUGUCCUCUGCUGCCGGCCUAACCCCAACUGCGUACAGACCAUCACUCCUACCACCAGUCCCACCACCUCCAUCUCCGCAAGCACCUUCUCCCCUCCAUCCCUCAUCACAGUUACAGGUUCUACAAUUUCCUCCAGUUUCAGCACCACGACCUCUACAUCAACACCAUGUUUCUGUAAAAUUGGAAACAACAUUUAUUCUCCUGGUGAACUGAUUUACAGCACAAUGGAUAGUGAUGGAUGUAGAUUUUAUGCUAGGUGUAGUGAAACAUGUACAGUUGAACGCUACACUGGAGACUGUAAUUUUACUACUCCAUUAACCACUACAUCUUAUCAGACGCCUAUCAUAACAACAACACAUCCAAUUCUUCCUCCGGGUUGUGUUUCUAGUACUCACCCUCCCCUACAGCCUGGCCAGAGAUUCAAAUUAUCCAACUGUACAGAACUCAUCUGUGAGGGAAACAACAAAGUUAAAGUAAAUCAAACAGUGUGUCCACCUAUAAAGGAAAUUACCUGUGCAAACAAAUAUCCAGCAGUAUUGGUACCUGAUGAAAAUGGAUGCUGUUACCACUAUGAGUGUCAAUGUGUCUGCAGCGGAUGGGGUGAUCCUCAUUAUAUUACUUUUGAUGGAACAUACUAUACUUUCCUUGAAAACUGCACUUAUGUUCUGGUGAAACAGAUUGUGCCUAAAUAUGACAACUUCCGUGUUCACAUUGAGAAUUACUACUGUGAUUCAAAAGAUGGACUUUCCUGUCCUAAAUCCAUUAUUAUUUUCUACAAAACUGCAACAGUGAAGCUGACCCGUGAACUCCUGAAUGGUGUGAUGACAAAUGUGAUGUACUUCAACAAUAAGAUUGUCCAACCAGGCUUUCACAAAGAUGGCAUUUAUUUCUCCACGCUUGGUAUCAAUAUGAUUGUAGAAAUACCAGAGAUUGGCGCAACCAUCACCUUCAGUGGGCUGAUCUUUUCUGUGAAACUUCCGUACAGCAAAUUUGGCAACAAUACUGAAGGACAAUGUGGAACAUGUACAAAUAACAAAAGAGAUGAAUGUCGCUUGCCAAGUGGUAAGAUCAUUUCUUCCUGCCCCCAAAUGGCUCAUCACUGGCUUGUUGGUAAUGACACAUCAUGCACUGGAGCACCACCACCAUCAAUAGUAACCACACCUCCUGCAAGGCCACAGUGUCAUGUUCCUGAACUCUGCAAGCUUAUCAUAAGCAAAGUUUUUGCAGAAUGCCAUGAUGUGAUACCUCCAGAACCAUUUUACAAAGGAUGUGUUUUUGAUGGAUGUCGCAUAACUGAUGAAUCCAUGCAGUGUUCCAGUUUGGAGAUAUAUGCUACAGAGUGUGCUGCAAGAGGUGUCUGCAUUGACUGGAGAGGAAAGACAAACAAUACCUGCCCAUACAACUGUCCAGCAAACAUGAUAUACAAUCCAUGUGGGUCCAUUAAUCCUGCUACCUGCAGCCAAAGCUUUGUUGACCAUCCUGGCUAUGGAGUAACUGAAGGUUGUUUCUGUCCUGAAGGAAAGACACUCCUGAGUGAAGACAGCAACAUUUGUGUCUCUGAAUGCUCUUGUAGAGAACCAAAUGGAGUAUCCAGAUGGCCAGGAGAAAAAUGGACAAAAAAUUGCCAGGAAUGUGUCUGUGACAGAUUUACUCUCAGAGUGCAUUGUACAAAAUAUGAAUGUCCUCUGCCACAGCAAGUAUCUUGUUCUGAACCAGGAUACAUGCCUGUUCAGACACAGAUACCAGAAGAUCCAUGUUGUACCAGGACUGAGUGCUACUGCAACACGAGCCUCUGCCCGGAGGUCACACACCAAUGCUUAGAGGGACAGGAAGUAAUUACAGUGACACAGCCUGGAAAAUGCUGCCCUACCUUUGAAUGCAGACAUGGCUGUGUAGUCAAUGAAACCUACUAUGCGCCUGGAACUGUGAUCCCAUCAGGCCCCUGUGAAAGCUGCAUCUGCUCCAAAUCCUCUUACUCAAGCCGUCAGAAGUUUGCUGUCAAGUGCCAGCCUGUUACCUGUGACACCUACUGUCCAGUGGGUUACAAGUAUACAGAGGAACCUGGAAAGUGCUGUGGCACAUGCAAGGCUGAAGCCUGCAUAGUGGUCAUGGAAGACAACACUACACAUGUGCUUAAGGUUGGAAAAUUCUGGAGCCCACCUGGUAAUAACUGUACAACUUACACAUGUGAAAAAUACAAUGGCCAGUUCAUUACAGUCAUAUCAAAGAAAAGCUGUCCCGCCUUCAACCCGGAUCUCUGUGAACCUGACAGCAUCAGGCUAUCAGAUGAUGGCUGCUGUAGAGUGUGCUCGAUCCCACCAUCAGGUUGCAAGAAGCACAACUCCACUACUGUCAUUAAAUACCAAGGAUGUGUUUCUGCACCUGUUGAGAUGACAUACUGUGAAGGCAGCUGUGAUGCUUACUCAAGGUACUCUCAAGAAGCAAACAUGAUGGAACAUAAAUGCUCAUGUUGCCAGGAAAUCCAGACUAGUGUAAGAAAGGUGACUUUGACAUGCAGUGAUGGAACCUAUCUUGAUCACUCAUACACCUAUGUGGACCAAUGCAGCUGUGUGGGUGCUGAGUGUGUUCCACAAGACAUUGACAAACAACAACAGCAAACAGACAAAAUAUGAGAUAAAGACCUCACAAGAAAAAGGGAACGUCUAAAAUUAAAAGUAAGGAGAAGCCAAAUGAGUUGAACAUAGAUGAAAACAAACAUUUGAAAGAAAGUGUCAAAAGCAGCUACAAUUUUUGACGAACAGAUUAUAUUUUCUGCAUACAAACUCAAUAUGUCUGUCUACGUUAUGUCAGCUUUCCUUACCAUUGUAUCUCGUACUGUUUUUCAUGACUUUUCUUUACACCUUGAGAGGUACAGUAUAACAUCAUUUUUAUAUUUCUCGUUAGUUAGUUUGUCUUAUGAGAAAUACUAAACCAUAAGAUUUAGACCACACACAGUCUUUUAUUAGAAUGACAUUCUUUUCAAGGCUUUUCUUUGAUGGCACAAUAUAAACUGCACUGGUGCAGAAUAAAUGUUAGUCUAUAGGAAAUCAAGUUUUGCUGGUCAUUACAUUCUGCAACUACUUGACAAUAUCUGAGAUUUCCAUUGAUACACUGAACUAUUACGGAACAUUUCAAUUUAAGUUCAUUGAGACAAAUCAAAAGCUAAAGUCCAAAAAAAAGAAAACUGUACCUCUCUUUCACUUUCUUUUUUGUAUUAUGGAAAACUUAAAUUGCAAAAAGCCAUAUCUUCUCAAAGCUAUAAAAUUCAAUGUUAGAAAGAAUUUCUGGGACAUUUCCCUAUCUAUUCUCAUGAGAAAGAAAAGAAAGAAAAAAAAGAA